CAGUUUAAUCCCACCAUGCAAACGCUUCACAUCUGUUGGCUACUGCUUGUGCUAAUCGUAGGCAUUGCUUGCGUUGCAGGCGCUCCUCUGGCUUCUCCAGCAACUUCUCGACAACGACGUCAGAUCGACUUGACUCUGUCGGCCGAUCACAAUGACAAGGAUGACGAGACCGAGCUGGCAUUGGAGGCGAUUGCAGGGCUGUGGAGCAGCGCCGAUAGUCGCACCAAAAUCGAUGGCUCCGCUCGAGUUGUGCAUCGGGCCAGUGGCCAGUUGGAAUCGGGUUCGUCACAGGACUGGCGGCUGGGCGUGCGUGUUGUCUUCACUUAACAAAGGAUCAGAGAAACGAAUCAUCAUCAACGAAUUUAUUGCGAACGUUUGCGUGACCAGCAAUGAUAACAUUUUGACCUUUAACGCUGUCUUCAUUUGAAUCAAUUGAAUCGGGGACACGUAAAUAUGAAAUUUCCGUUAGUUCAUUUGUUUGCUUUUAAUGUUUACAACAAACUUUAGGCUUAAAAUUACCGCACUAAAACAAACAACAAACAACGCGAGACAAAUUACAAUAAAUAUUGUUCAAUAAGUAUAAA
This is a messenger RNA of Drosophila albomicans, 584 nucleotides long. RefSeq lists its product as uncharacterized. NCBI's taxonomy places the organism in Eukaryota, Metazoa, Arthropoda, Insecta, Diptera, Drosophilidae. The coding region runs from base 16 to 327 and encodes 103 amino acids. The transcript has 2 exons. The record is from RefSeq and is a predicted model, not a curated record.